AUGCGCGACAGUAUCGCACUUGUAGGACAAGAACCCACGCUUUUCAACAUGACUAUUAGUGAAAAUAUAAUGUGUGGAACGGAACGUUGCACACAAGAAGAAGUCGAGCGUGCAGCUCGUUUUGCUAAUAUUCAUGAUUUUAUCAUGUCACUACCAGACGCUUACGACACUGUGGUUGGCACGAAAGGGGCAUUACUGUCAGGUGGUCAGAAGCAACGUAUCGCGAUUGCGCGAGCUAUUGUCAGAGACCCAAAAAUUCUACUGCUAGAUGAGGCCACAAGUGCUUUGGACACCGGAAAUGAAAAGAUAUGCCUUAUUUGA
Cylicocyclus nassatus is the source of this 321-nucleotide messenger RNA. NCBI's taxonomy places the organism in Eukaryota, Metazoa, Nematoda, Chromadorea, Rhabditida, Strongylidae. The record is from the annotation of a GenBank genome assembly.